AGCGCACUUGUCACGUCACCCUAGCUCCACCUACCGAAUGUUUCCAAUAGAGCCGAGGUGAAAACACCAGAAGAGGAGACGCUUUCAGCGCAUGCGCAGCGCGCGCUCUUCUAGACCUGCCUCGGGCCGAGUCGCUCUGUCAGAUAGUGUUGCCAUAUGAAGUUGAACAUGGCAGAAGAAGAGGAUUAUAUGUCUGAUUCCUUCAUUAAUGUCCAGGAAGAUAUCAGACCAGGAUUGCCAAUGUUAAGGCAGAUCCGAGAAGCCCGUCGAAAAGAAGAAAAGCAACAGGAGGCCAAUUUGAAAAACAGACAGAAGAGUUUAAAAGAAGAAGAGCGAGAAAGACGUGACACUGGAUUGAAAAAUGCACUAGGCUGUGAAAACAAAGGGUUUGCUUUGCUUCAAAAAAUGGGCUAUAAAAGUGGUCAAGCUCUAGGCAAGAGCGGAGAUGGUAUUAUUGAGCCAAUUCCUCUUAACGUCAAAACAGGGAAAAGUGGCAUUGGUCAUGAGGCGUUAGUAAAACGGAAAGCAGAAGAAAAAUUAGAAAGCUACAGAAGAAAGAUACACAUGAAAAACCAAGCUGAAGAAACGGCUGCUGUACAGUUUCGGAUGCGACUGAAAAAUAAGCAAGAUGAAAUGAAACUGGAAGGAGAUCUUAGAAGAAGCCAGCGAGCCUGUCAGCAGUUGGACACCCAGAAGAAUAUUCAGGUUCCCAGAGAGGCAUGGUACUGGUUGAAGCCUGAAGAAGAAAUUGAAGAAGAAAAAGAAGAGGAUGAAGAUGAAUAUAAGAGUGAAGAUUUAAGUGUAUUGGAAAAACUACAGAUACUGACUAGUUAUCUAAGGGAAGAACAUCUGUAUUGUAUUUGGUGUGGAACAGCCUACAAAGAUAAAGAAGAUCUAUCUUCAAAUUGCCCGGGACCAACUUCUGCAGAUCACGACUAAGAUUAUUCAUAAUAAAACAGGGUCUCACUGUGCAGGUCAGGCUGGCAUUGGGCUCACUUUCAUAGCCCAGGCUGGUCUCAAACUUGCAAGGAUCCUCCUGCCUCAGCCUCCUGAGUGCUGGGAUUACAGGACUGCACUACGAUGCCCAGCAAGUUUCUACACAUAUGAUGCAAGAAUUAAAAUGCGACAAUAAAGCAAGGCUAAAAGUCUGUGUUCUCAUUGGCCACAUUUAAAGUAUAGCUUCAUUCAUCAAGAUUAGAAAAUACUUGUCUGUCUUUUUUGUAUUUUUGAGACAGGGUUUUACUAUGCAGUUUUACUUUGCACUUCAGUGGGGGGCCUCAAACUCACUUUGUAGACCAGGCUUGCCUCAAACUCAGUGAUCCUCCUGCCUCGGCUUCCCAAGUGCUCGGAGUAUAGGUGAGCGCCACCACACACAGCCUCAUUUUUUUACUGAAAAUAAGGUUUCUUGGGUUGAAGGUAGAAAAGUUUCUUACCAUGUGCAAGGUCCAGGUUGAAUCCCACAAUCCCCAGAACUUUUAAGUAACACAGCAAACACCUAUAUACCCUAACUGAUAUUUACCAAUUAUCCAAUGGUUAACAUUUCAUCAUAUGUGAAUUCAUUGUAUCUCCAUAUUCAAUUGCAUUUUCUUUUUACUUUUUUUUUUCUUUUUUUUUUUUUUUGAGACAGGGUCUUGCUAAGCACUGGAAAACAGAAACACUGAAAUGAUACCCAGGAUUUGGAGGCAGGUUUAUUAUGCCAAUGGGCACUGAUUGGGAUCAUUCCUAGAAUAUCAGCCCCUGAUCUUUAGUGGUAUAAAGCAGGAAGUACAGAGGCAGAAUGGGUUGUCAUUGGGGAUUGUUUUAUACAAUGUGCAUUAUAGUGACCAGUUAUACGUCACCAUGACCAGCCGUUUCUAAGAGACAGGCACAACCGGAACUGGACCAGGAGCUAACAAACUGAAGCAUACUGGCUGGGGGUGCAUUUUCUGCCACAGUUCUGCAGUUUGGAUUGGCCUUAAACUCACAGUGUAGCCCAGCCUGGCUUUGAACUCGUGGCAAUCCUCUUGUUUUUGCCUCCUGAGUGCUAGGAUUACAGCCCUGUACCUUCAAUACAGCUUGCUGUCUCUUAAUUUUGAAUAAUUUUCCUAAUCGUUCAUGACACUGACUUUUUAAAGAAUGACCCAUAGAAUGUCUAAUAAUUUCCUUGUUAACGAAUUCCUGUUAGACAUUUGAUGAGGAAGAAUUGUAGGUGAUAUCAUCUAAUUCUUACAUCACAUUAGGAGACACAUAAUUUUAGGUUGCUGUACCUUGAGUGAUGGAGUGAUGCUGGACUGAAUCACUUGGUUAUGGUUAUGGGUUAUUCUGGUGACCACAAUCUUUCCAUUGUAAAACUACAUUUCCCCCUUUGUAACACAUCAUCUAUGAGAUGAUAUCUGAAUUUUUGCAGUUCAGAUGAUAUCUGAAUUCUGUUCCCCAAAAUGUUUCCACCCAAUAGUUUUAGCACCCUUUGAUGAACCUUGCUGUAAUCAAAUGCUGUCCUGGAAGUUAAAAGUAGAUUAAUUGAACACCUUUUAAAAAUAGCUAUUAGCCUUUAUGAAAACAUUUACUAUUACUGGGAACUUUUUCAUUUUCUGUUUAAAUUUUAUUCACUUUAAAACUUGUUUUAAAACCAGUUUUAGAAUGAAAGUUGAUGGCUCUAGUUUGAAUUAGCUUUCAGGGUCUCUGAAGACACAAUCCCAAUUAUGUUCUAGCUUCCAUACAGCAAUUCAGGAUGACAAAUGAACAUACGCAGUACUCCCCAAAUACAUCUUUUCCAUAACCUGCCAGGCCCCUUGCCAAGACUGUCCAUUUGGUCUGCUCCAAAUGUCUCACAUGCUCCAAAGUGUUGCUGAAAUGUCACUUCUCAGCUGUGUGCUCAGUAGAGUGAUCUUGGCCCUGAAGAUUAAUUAUUUUCCCUCCCAUGAGCCAGCAACAGUAGUGGACUGGGAGGAGAACCAAGAAGACAACCUGCCUGCUCCUGUGAGCCAGCUGGGAUGCAGGCGAGGACAGGAGAUGCCCAUCCCCCACCUCCGCCCUAUAAGCAAAGGGCAGAGUCAGAGGAACACAGGCUGAGAUGACAGUAAUUAAAAGGAAAAAACCUUAGUGCUUGUAAUGUUUGAUUGACUUUUCAGGCCUGAAGCUGGUAAUCUGAGCAUCUAUUAGAGGAUAACAAUAUAUGCAAUAUAGCAAAAAUUGGGAUUUCUUUGUCAUUUUUUUAAACAAAACAAAAAAGGAUAGAAAUAAUACAGAAUUUUUUAAAAACAGUAGGAAAUUCUGUUGUUUUUGAAAUCCAAUAUUGUUCUCACUGUUUUGUUUUAUUCCCUUUUUAAAAAGCGAUUAUUUUCUGUACUUAGUCACUGCCUUACUGCAGUUACAUUUUCUUAAAAGUGUCACUUAUAAUGAACACAAAAUAGUUUUUUAAAGAACUUUGCAGCAUAAACUAGUGGACUCAGCAUCCAGUUUAAUAAAAAAUAUCACCCUUGCCGUUGAAGGCCACUUCCCUAAUCCUUUUCCUCUAACAUAAACACUGUCACAAAUUUAGUAUCUCUCAUUCCCUUCUAUCUCUUUAUUAUUUUAUCGCAUUUGUUGGAAUUCCUAAACAAUGAUUUAUUUUUGUGUGUUCUGGAACUUUAUGUAAAUAGAAUUGCUCUGUAAGUAUUUUCUGAAACUUACUUUGUUCACUUAAUAUUAUGUUUCUAAUAUAUAUUGUAUUAUCUUACUGCAUUAGCUCUUAAUUUUAGUGUUAUAUAGAACUGCACUAUGUGACUUCAUCUUCUCUCCUCUUGAUAGGCAUUACAGUUGUUCCUGAUUCUUUGGUUUUUCUGAAUAGUUUUUUUUUCAAGUUAUAAAGCUUUAUUGAAAACCAUCUUAACUAUAGUUUUAAUACUUAAAUAUAUGUGAAGUCAUUCCUAAGUGAAACACAAAGUUAUUUUUGCAUUAGUAUUUAAUACUUAAAUAUAUGUGAAGUCAUUCCUAAAUGAAACACAAAACUAUUUCAGCUAUUUAAUUUUGUCCUCAAUAGCAAGUUUUUCCUUUAAAUAUUAAACUGUGAAAGAAAAACUUAAGCAUUUCAAAACUCAUAGUGCACAAACCACUUUGUGCACUUAUCAUUCUAUUAACAAAUAUCUUACUAAUUAAGUAGUACAUUAAAGCCAUAAAUCAACAUCUCACCUCACAGGACUAUUAUUAUUCACUUAUUUAGAAAGUCAUUUUUAUGUUCUAUCUUAUGAGGCUGAAGUUAUCCUAUAGACAAAGAGUAGGUACAAUAACUAUUUUCUCCCUCUAAUCAGGUUUUAAAUUUUUUAUUAGGACAAUCUGGGGGUAGGGUAUUGGAUUUGGGUAUUUACAUUCUAUCAAAUAGAUUCUUAAUAAAUUGAUGGCAUAAAAUUUUACAGCACACAUCUUCAUUAAUCUGAAACAUAAAAAUAAUCCUUUAACAACAGUUUUAACAUACAUCAAAUGUAACGGAGUAGUCAAACUAACUAUCCUUUUGUUAAACUUUGACGAACACAUUAAGUCUUUACUGUUUGAGCAAAUCAGUUUUAGUUUCUUCAAGGUCCUCCAUGUGUUCUUUAACACUACACUCAUGGGGUUGUUGAGUUUAUAAUGUAAUAUAUUUUAAUCCAGUUUCCCUCUUGGUAUUGCCUCACACCAAAUUCUGCCUUCUUCUGAAAGCCAUGGUGGUUUCUUCCUAGAUCUCUGUUUUUCUGAGUGAUUCUUUGAAACAGGUCUUUCAGUGUCUCUUCUGUUUUCUUCCCCUCUGAAGAAUUCCCACUCACUUUCUUAUGAUGGUCUUGCUGACAGCUUCCUUGUUUCAAGUUAGAUAAAAAGAGAUUCAUGUGAGAUUUUUUCCUUUAUCCAAAUUAGCUUCAGUUGUGGUUUCAUUAUCAUUACUGUUACAGUUAUCUUUGUGUUUUCUCAUUUUCCACUACUUGUGCUGCUUCAUCAGAAAAGGUGAUUUUUCACUUAGCGCACAAUCCACAUAACUUCUAACUUUCUCCAUCAUAAGGUUGUAGCUGAAGUGUUGAAAACAGAAAUGAUAUGGGCCUUUCUGUGAAAUCAUAAGCAAUUUCCUUUCAUGUGAGAAUAUGGGUCACCAAAUAUUCUUUCAAGGACUUCUUCUGUUUCCUUAAAACUACCAUGUUCUGGGGCCUGGGGAUUUAGCUCAUCGGCAUAAGCACCUGCCUUGCAAGCAGGCAAGUCGUGAGUUCAAUCCCCGGUACCAAUAAAAAGGAAAAAGACAAAAAAAAAAAAAAAAAAAAAAAACCUACCGUGUUCCAUAUAGCUAUAGCCUGAAUAUUAAUAAAAUUCUGUAUUUCUUCAUGUGUAAAAAUGUUCUUUGAAGUUAAAAAAAAAUAAUGAAAAUCUGUCUUAAAGGCAAUACAAAAAAAAGGAAUAAAAUGAAAAUAAGAGGAAAUAUCUAUCCAUGACCCUUAGCAGACCUUAUAUAAUGAAAGGAAAGCAAAUAUUAGAAGUAGCAGGCUUUUUAGAAGGACCCUAAUAGGUAUGCCUUUCCUUUUUAUCUAAGACUUUCUUCCACUCAGCCAAGGUCUUCAGUAUUUCAGAUGUGUCAGGUCGUCUUUGAGGCUCCUUCGCUAGUAAUUUCCGUAGAAGGCUUUUCUGUAAGCAGAAGUAACUGUCAAUAGUAAGAACUAAACAUUGGAAUUAAUAAAAUUGUGAUUAUUUUUAAAUACUUACUUCUUUGUUAUCAAACACAUUAUCAAAGAUGCCUUUCCUUAGAUCUUUGAAAACCUGAAAAUAAAUCAUAUACAUUCAUUUAUUAGGAAAUUAUUUGCUUGAGAGGAAGAACAAACUUAGAACACAUUAAAGGUUAAGAAUACCUUAAGGAUACUCUGAAUGUAGGCUGUUGCUAGACCUUUAGGAACAUCUUUUUAGGCAAGCACAAGCGGAUAAUUCCCUCCACCACACUCAGUCUAAGAACUGUCUUAACUUCCUUUGUUUUGAUAUUCGUUCCCGUAAUCCUUCCUGGAACCCUAAGAAAUAGAUACUUUAAGUACCCCUUUUAUAGAGACAAAAGUUGUUGACUAAGCAGAUCCUCUUCCUGAGCUUCAGACUAGCAUAUCCAGUUGCCAUCUGCCUUUAGUAGUUAUCCAUUGCCUACAUGAGAAAAUCCAUAUUUUUUCCGCAGAUUAGCACCAAUCUGCCUUUCCAGCUCCAUUAACCAUCACUUCCUUGUAACAUGUAUUCUCCAAUAAAACUAUGCUGCCUGCUGUUUCCAAAUAUACUCGGUACAGGCCCAUCUUCACACUGGCGUCUCCUGGUUUCUAUUUUGGACUAUUAGAAACAACCCUCCUGGGGGCUGGGGAUUUAGCUCAGCAGCAUAAGCACCUGCCUUGCAAGCAGGCGGUCCUGAGUUCGAUCUCUGGUACCAAUAAAAAUGAAAAAGACAAAAAAAUAAAAAUAAAAAUAAAAAAAGAAACAACCCUCCCUUCACAGGCCAACUGACUUGCUUUGGUGAAAUCUGAAAUCUCAGCUGAAAGAUCUACAUGUUUCCACGGACUUUAUGUCUUUUCUUAAAAUACUUAUAACAUUCUUUUAUCUCCUUUCUUAGAAAAAUCAACUGUUAAUUAGGCACAGAGGUACAUGUCUGUAAUCCCAGUAUUCUGGGAGCUGAAACAAGGCAGAUCACAAGUUUGAGCCCUGCCUGGGCAAUUUAGUGACUUAGACUCCCAUCUCAAAAUAAAAGAAAUGAAAAACCAGAGAUGUUGCUCAGUGAGAAAAGUUCAAUCCCCAGUACCAGGAAAAAAAAACCUGCUUCACUGCUGUCUCUUGUAACACCUAUCACAGUGUCUUUAGCAAAGUAGGCAAUCAAUGAAAUUUUACCAAUUGACUUAAAAGCCCUACAAAAAAAAAGUACGCAUCUUCCAAAAAAAUAAAGCUUUUUGUUCUAUGAAAAAUAGUUCUCAGAAUUUGAAAUAAGAAAAUUCAUGUUUCAGUUGCAGUUACUCACUACUGAAGCUCACCUUCACACAUGGGCAAUGACUUUGAAACAAUACAGACAUAGAAGAAGACAUACAGUAAGAUAUGUAAUUAUUUUCUUAGAUUAUUUACCGCAACUGUUUCUUGGAAAGUCGCACGUACGUGAAUAAGUUCAGAGAGAAUUAGUCCCAGAGCAAAAAUAUCCACUUCCUUUCCAUAAUCUUGUGAAUUCAGCUGAAGAGAUCAAAGCAUAGUUGCCUUUGUUACUUAUCUGAUGUAAAUAUCUGUGCUUUCUGAAGCCACAAAAUCUUCUAUCAUGCAAAGAAUAUAUCUGCAUGAUUUGUGGAGUCUGACAGCAUAGAUUCAAAUAUUUAGCACCAAAUAGCAGCCUCUCUGCUGUAAAUUAACCAUUAAUACGGGAAUAGAAUAGUAUUAAUUGUAAAAUGGGUCUAAUAAUACCAUUGACCUCAGAGUUUGAUUGUGCAAUUAAGUAAAAUAUAGCAGGUAAAGCAAUUAAAAUGUUGUCCACUGACUUCUGUGACAAUAUUCAUAACAUUUAUUUAUAAUAUUCCAUAGCUAAAAAUAACUCAACUGUUACCAACAGGAGAAUUGAAAGACAUACUGUGGUAUAGUCAUAUCAUGAAUUACUACUCAAUGACAAAAAGGAAUUAGUUGCUGAUACAAGGAAACAAUUAAAGGUUUGCCAGUGUAAUACUUUGAAGAAACUAAAUGCAAUUGAGUACAUUUACCGUAAUUCCAUUCAUAUGAAAUUUAAGAACAGGAAGAAGUGAAGUAUGAUGAUAGAAAUGAGAGAGCUAUUUCCUUCCAUGAAGUAGGGAGGGGGAAAUAGCUAGAAAGUGGCUGUUCUACAUGUUCACAAACCUGUAGGCUACAACAGAAUAUACAUUGGUUAAAGCAAAUACAUUUAAGACAUGUGCAUUUUGUGGCACGUAAAUUAUUCCUGAAUAAAAUGUAUUUACAUUUAAAAAUCACCUAAGAUUUGGGGAUGACAGUGCACAAUGUGUGUAUCACUGCUGCCCCGAUUGACAUGUUUUGAAAUUUUGUUUUACUUUUUUGCUUUGUUUUUUUUCUCCUUAAAAUAAAAUGGAUUUGGAAAAAAAGAAAAGAAAUAUGUGAUGGUAUGAACAGCUAUUUUAAAGAAAACAAGACAUUAUAGCAGUCAUUGCUGAUUUAAUACCAUCUUGCUUUGAAGUCCUACCAUGCUUUUGUUCUUCUGAUUCCUUUGUUCUAUCAUGUUGUGUCUUACUGGAUUUUAAUGUGUGAUAGUAGAAACAAAUUUUCUAUGGAAAAUGAGAUAAUGUAGUAGCCAUUGUUCAUUUUCUGUUAUUUGGUUCUAAAUGCCCUGUAAUACUUUCAUUCUCUUGAAUGGUUUUAUACUAUUUUGUUAUGUUUGAUGCUAUUGUAUGUGAAGGUAUGCUCAACUAUUUCAAAGGAAGAGUUAUUAUGGUAGCUACUGUUAAUAUCCAGUUGUCUUGCGGGGAAGUGCUAUGUUGCUUACAUUGUUCUGUUCUGCUCUGCUUUGUUCUGUUCUCUUUUGUCUUAAUUUCUUUAACAUAAAAUUUAAAAUUUUUUAAACAAAAAGAAAAGAAAAAAGAAGAGAAGAAGUGCAAAUCACCUAAGAUCUGGGCAUGAUGGUACACAGUGUGAUCCCGUCACUCGAGUAAGCUGAGGCAAGAGGACUGUGAAGUUUGAGGCCAGCCUGGGCUAUAUAGUGAGUUCAAGAUUUGCCUAACCUACAUAUUGAGGACACAUCUCAGACUAACAAAAUGCCUGAGAAAAAUAAAAGCACAAUCAUAAAUUAUAAUUUAAAACUAUUCUGAGGGUGAUAAUAUAGGCUGCAGGAGCUGUUUAGUCCAAUUGGAAGUAAGAGAGACAUUAGUUCUCUGUUGUGUUCUACCUCACACCUCACACACAUGCCAUCUACAUUACAUUUCUAUGCCAAAUGGUCUCCAAAGGGAAGAGGUGAGUUUGCUCUCACCUCUUGAGAACCGCUGAAGGUUCUCAAGACGUUAGAUAGCUCAGUGCGUUUACUCUUGGGUGACAGACUAAUGAAAGUAUUUUGAAAAAAAAUUAUCAAGAAAAUCAACUUAAAAAGAGUACUUAAAAUCCAAAACAAAGAAUAAGAUGAACAAUCCAAAAGAUGAAAAUAGACAACCAAAAUAUCACAGUGUAAAGACUUUGUUGUGAGUAUGGAGAUCUUUCAGUUGGUGACUGUUUUUUAGUAAUAUACUCUGAGAGUGGCUAACGAUAAGCCUUAGCCUCUGUCCAAAGAUCCAACCAGUUCCGUUCAUCUGGAACAGGAGAGUGCAGUGUAAUUGGCCUAGCACCCACUUCUCUGGGAACAAACCACAAUACUGCUAAUGACACAAAGACAACCUACAUAUUGACAUGCAAAGAAAACCAGUUAAUAGUAACAACAAUGCCAACCCUGGCAGUAACAACCAUAAUACAAUCAAAGACAAACUACAUGCUGACAUAACAUAAAAAUCAAUAAUGUACCAACCUUAACCACAGAAAACAUCUAUAAUUAUAGUAUCAACACAAAGAAAAACCAAAUAUCAACACGCAGUAUCUACUGAAUGUGACAACUGUACCUCCACUAACAAUUGAAAAGAUUUCAACAGUAAUAACACACAGUUAACUAAAUAUCUUAAGAUUAAUAAAACUCAAGAUUAUACUAGCAAAGACAGGGUGUGGGGAAUGGGAGAAUGAAGGAAGUAAAAUUUGAAAAAUAAAGAAAAGAAAGUUGAGGAGGCCAGAAAAGUUAGAUAAAGCAAAGAAGGAAGUGCACUGUCCCACCCUCAGGAGAUUCUCCCAGUACUCAACAGACUAAGACAGCAGGAUUGUGUGGAAUAUAAAGCUGGCCUGGGCUAUACUGUGAGUUCAAGACCAGUCUCCACUAUGAAGCAAGACCCUGUCUCAAGAAACAAAAAACAAACAAAGUAAAAAAUGAGAUAAAAGUAAUAGAAGAAAGUAAAACAAAAAGAUCAAGAUAAAAAAGAAGAAAAAGAAAAAAAUUAAUAGGCCCAAACCCCCCAAACAUAGACAAACCAACAGAAAAAGAUGACUGCAAAAAAAUUCUUUUUUUUUUUUUUUUUUUUUUGUACUAGGAAUCAAACUCAGGACCUCAUGCUAAAUACCGAGCCCUCUUUCCUGUUUUUAAAUGAAUGAUUUAUAUCCAGGGUCUGCAUCUUGGAACAGUGUUGUGUGUGAAUGGUGAAUCCCACCCUGCCUUUCCCCCUGGGUGUGGUUAGUCAUUGGUAUCUGUUCUAUGGCUAUAGUCUCCCCAGAAACUCCCACUUUCCAUGUCCCUCUGAGAUGUACUCCAAGUCAGUUUUCUCACCUAGCUAUAUGCCCAUAGAUUUGUGCUGCUCCAGAGGCUCUUCUGCCCGUGGAUCUCAGGCUGAGGCAACUGUCCAAACUGAGCCAUAUCUUUGCUCCCACCAUUAGGUGGAGAAAGCAAAAGCAGACAGACUACUGAGUCCUGUGCUGGAUAUAAGUACUGGGUUUCAAACAGACCGCUCAACUUGCUGUCAACACUUUCAGAGCCAGUUGCCUAUGAAAGCCACACUCAACUGGUCUCCUAGCUCACCACAGAUGGUGCAGCCCCACAUCCUUUCCAGCCUAGGCUGAAGCUUCUCAAGGAGUAUAUGGCUAAUCCACACCCGCCUCUCUGCAACUAUCUCUUACGGCUCUCUUUCACUCAGUCAUUGUUGUCUCUCCACAGUUUAAAAAAUACUAGAGUCUCACAAAGAUGGCAGAUCGGUAAGCAGCAAUAUACAGAGGCUCCCUGAGAGAGAACUCAGAUACCAGGAUAAAAUAUCCAGACCUCUCUGGACAGAGGAAGAUGGACCCUCUCAACCCAAGAAGAAAUUAAAGGGAAAAGAACUGGUCAAACAUGCAGUCCCAGGACUACCAUUGGAGUAGCUAAGAUUAGCAGCCAUGGUGCUCUCACUGGAUCCGCCCAAACUCGCACUGCUGUGACUUGCCAGAGUGGCACAAACUCGUGCCCCUGCGACUUGCCGGAGCCACGGUCACACUGAGAUUGGAGGUCGGCAAGCCCAACAGAGAACAGAGCCAGUAUGGAGACCUGCAUUAACCCACAGUGAAUGCAGGGAAUAAGACCCUCUCAAGGGAAAGGGGCGACCAACUGGACACGUUGGAAUCGGGCAGGACAGGCAGGAACAAGGAAUGGCAGUGACUUCAGUUGGUUGCCUCCUUCCCAAAGCAGAUUGGUGGGAUCUGCUUGGCCUGGGUCACGGCCGUGGCUGGGAUCCAGUAAGCUGUCCCAAACCAAUUCCAUAUGCGCAGCACACACUAACAGGGUGAAGGCCCUUGCAGGUUGACUGGCCUGGAGGGGAGGGGCCAGCAAUAGCUGCCCCUGCUUGCACCUCAAUGACUAACAGCAAACUGGAGAGGGAAGAAAUCCCUAGCCAGCACACUUCAGAAGAACCAUAACCAACAAGGAAAAGGACUGAGACCUCCAUUAUACACCUAUGGUAUGGAAGAAACCAAAAACAUGACAAGAGAAAGAAAGAAAAAAAGGUCCCCAGCACCCAGCCCUGAGGACAUUGAUCCAGGAGAGGUGAAUACAAAAGAGAUUGAGGGCAGCAAACAUGCAGUAUCAGACACAACAUCAGUGGACAUAAAGAGAUAUCUUUGGGAUCUCAUAGACAAGCUUAAAAGUGAAAUAUUCAAGUAAAGCAAGAUAUAAGUAGAUUAAUAAAAGAAAUUCUAAGCACCCCUCAGAAAGACACAGAUGGAAGAAUGGAGGAACACACAAAAAAGAGAGAAACAUUUGAUGAAGAAUAUAAAGAAAACCCAAAAUACAAGAAGCAGAUUCAAAGAGAUUACCAGGAAAUUAAAAACUCCAUUGAAAGCUGGCAAAACUGCUUGCCACUGAGCUAAAUCCCCAGCCCCUGGGAAGAUCUCUUAAAAAUAACAAGGAAACAGGCAGUAACAAUACAAAGGCUAGAAGAUGCAAGAGGAUCUAUAACUUAAGAAUGAAACAUACGAAUGAAGAAGCAGGAGGAAAAACAAAGGAAAUACAAACGCUAUUCACAGAAAUAAUUAAGGAAAACUUCCCAAGCAUAGGAAAAGGAAAUGCUAUUCAGAUGUCUGAGGCAUACAGAAUUCCAGCCACCUACAACCAAAACAGAGCUACACCCAGACAUAUAAUAAUCAAGAUCCCAGAAAUUCAUCACAAGAACAGAAUAUUAAAAGCCAUCAGAGAAAAGAAACAGAUCACCUAUAAAGGAAAGCCCAUCAAAAUCACGGAGACUUCCUGACACAGACCAUCAAAUCAAGAAGAGCUUGCAGCGAAGUAUUCCAAGCCCUGAAAGAAAAUAGACACCAGCCCAGAUUGAUGUAUCCUGAAAAACUGUCUCUAGAAAUUAAUGAAGAAACAAAAUGCUUCCAUGACAAAGAGGAGCCAGGGAAAUUUGCGACUACCAAUCAAACCCUACAGAGAAUAGUGAAGGAAUUCUAGAGAGAGAAAAAAACCCAGCGUAUCAGGAACAGUGGCAGAGGCCUCAGUGAAUGGAGCAGACAGUAGAAUGAAGGAGAAAAGUAGGCAACCAAUGGCAGAAAAACAGCAUACCAGAAAUGAGGCAGAGAAGAUUGGCUAUAAUCUCUAACAUAAAUGGCCUUGAUACACUAAAGGAAAGAAAAGAAAAAAGAAAUACAGGCAGAGUAGAUCAGGAGGUAGGAUCCAUCGAAAUGCUCUGUAUAGGAAAUAUAACUAACCUGUAUAGGAAAUAUAACUAACCUUUUGGUUUAUGGACCUAAAAUCAAAUAUGAGAAAAACAAUGCUCUAUGUGACAGGGAACCAGAGAGAAAAAGGGGCAACUCGACCAACACCUGCAGAUAGGUUGGAAAGACAGGAUACUUACAUGCAAUAGAGAACUACUCAGCUAUAACAAAGGAAAACCUUGAGGCUUUUGUAGGUAAAGAAAUCAAGUCCAGGAGUGAGAAUGUGCAAAAGCACUCAGGUAAAGUAGCAGGUUGAUCCCCCCAAUCUAAAAACUGAGGGAGUUGGUGGGACCCAAAAUGCACAGUGCACCCUGUGGGAGUGAAAUGGGAGGAAUAGUCUAAAAAAAGAAGGCAGGGGAUUAUUUUUAAUAGUGUAUCAGGAUUUAAAACCCACAUUACUCAUACUGCUCUGUUUAGAUGAUUAUAUUCUGUUCCAGUUUGUCUGCUUGUACUAGAUUUGAGGGCACAGACAGCUAUCCCGAAAAUAGCAGGAUAUAGUAUGAUAAUCAUCCUUAAUUUCCUAUUAACUUAAUCUGAAGCCCUGUAUAACUUACAUUGUUUUAUCAUGACUGAUCUUAGUUGAAUCUGAUUUGUUAGAUUGCUGUUUUGUAUUGACAGAUUUUAUUCAAAUCUGUUAUGACUGAUAGUACCAAGUCUGAAUGUAUAGGCAACUACACUGAAGAUGACACGAAUCACUAGGAUACCCGCUCGGGUUUGAUUAUUACCUGCUUUUGAAGUUUUACACUGUCUACAAUGUUUUGCAUUUAUUAAUACUGUUAUGUACUGCUAUAUUCAAUUAUACUAUGCCUGCUGAUAUAGGCAAUUCUAUUGAAGAUAACAAGAGACAACACAGUAACCAUUGUAGAUCACCUUGUACUGUGGUUUUAUAUGACUUUUUCAUUUCAUGUUUUUAUAGGAAUGUUUUGUUUUUUCUUGCUUUGUUUUGUUUUUCCCUGUAAUACAGAAAAGAUAGAAAUAUAUGUAGAGACUCAUACAUGUGUAGAACCUAUUAACAAUUUAUGAGAACUAAUCAUAUAACGCAUAAGGAAAUGAACUACUUUAAAGAAAAAGAGACACUACAGUACCCAGUGCUGAUUCCAUCACGUCAUGAUGUGAAAUCCAGCAAUACUAUUGUUUUUUGUUCAGAGUGAUUUUAGCCUGUUUUGUUUUUUAAUUUCAACAAAUAUGAAGGUAUGGACAGCUGUUUUGAAGAGAAUGAGAGACAUUAUGACAGCCGUGGUUGACUUCCCUAUUGUCUGAUCUUGAUGACCUAAAACGCUUUCCUCAUCUUGUUCAGAUCAGCUCUAUACUAUGUUGUUUCAUGUGAAAUUUCUGUAUGUGAAGAUAUGGACAACUAUUUGGAAGAAAACGAGAUAAUAUAAUAGAUAGCGAACAUC
Cavia porcellus (domestic guinea pig) is the source of this 14087-nucleotide messenger RNA. It is a transcript of the gene Gpatch11, whose product is annotated as G-patch domain containing 11. Gene Ontology annotation, molecular function: nucleic acid binding. Lineage: Eukaryota; Metazoa; Chordata; Mammalia; Rodentia; Caviidae. The coding region runs from base 157 to 939 and encodes 260 amino acids. The record is from RefSeq and is a predicted model, not a curated record. The transcript is spliced from 10 exons. Gene Ontology annotation, cellular component: kinetochore.